AUGUGCCCGCCUUAUAAACAUUUUCUCCGAAAGAUAUUUAGUCAUCGAUUCGACGUAUUAUUAAUCAUUAGUACUAAUAUAAGGACCACAUUUAAAUGCAUCUUCUGUCGAUCAUAAGGACGACGGCAAUACACGUGGACACGUUAAAGAUCUGUUGAACGAUAAAAGGAAUUAGUGCAGUACAUAUAGUUGACCUUUGGUACGGACCGAGAAUUUAGAUAGACCUAAUUACUAACUUUGUUUAUGGUCUAGAAUACGUUCAUUCAUACAUUGUGUAGGUCUGAGAGGAAAACAGUUCUCGUGAACGCACGAAACAUGUACUUGAUUCAACGUAUCGCCAUUGGUUAACAAUUUGAUUUAUUACGACUCGUAUACCUCGACGGCGUUUAUUGACAUUUUGGUAUUGAAUGUUACUGUAUGGUGUUGAACAAGGUGGUGUGUUUUGUGCCUUGUUCUUUAUGUAGUUCGUCAAUGACAUAGACGCUUCCAGCUGAGGAAGAAGCAACUUGUGUAAUUGCAAAUAUUUUUAUACUUUGAUAUAUUGCAUCGUAUCUGAGACAUUCAAAAAUGGAAGCCGGAGAAUUAGAGGAAAAGCCAGAGUACCUUACCAAAGGCGAGAAAGUGAAGAGAUUUUUCAAAAAGAAUUUAUUGUUGGUGUUCUUAAUAUGUGCCUUGAUAUGUGGCAUAGCUCUUGGAGCUGGGUUGAGAUUUGUAGAACCCAAAUUUACCGCUCGCCAGGUUCUUUAUUUGGGCUAUCCUGGAGAACUUUUGAUGAACAUGCUAAAGAUGCUGAUAUUACCGCUUGUAGUGUCAAGUUUGGUGUCUGGUAUGGCGUCCCUGGACGCAAGAGCAUCGGGUGUAAUGGGGUUACGAGCUGUUAUUUACUACAUGACUACAACUCUUUUAGCUGUCAUUUUGGGAAUAAUUCUUGUAGUUGUGAUAGAACCUGGUAAAAAAGGAGGAGCGCCAGACAACACCGGAUCUCCUAAAGGAAAGAUCGACCCUGUUGAUACAUUUUUGGAUUUAUUAAGACAAGCUUUCCCUUCUAAUCUAAUUGAAGCAUGUUUCAGAAAACCUCUAACAGAACAAGUUUUAGACGAAGAUGCCAUGAAAGAGAGAGAUGAAAUGAUGAACACCACCAUGACCACUACCUUAUCUACUAUAGCAGCUAAUCUCAGUAAUAUUACACAACCAGAAUUAGAAAAGAUAUAUAAACCAGUGGUAACAAAUGUAGAUGGCAUGAAUGUUCUGGGUUUAGUCGUCUUCUCUAUAGCACUGGGAAUCACCAUAAUCAAACUAGGCGAAAAGGGAAAACCCCUUAAAGACCUAUUUGAUUCACUGAACGAAGCUACCAUGAAACUCAUCUAUGUUGUUAUAUGGUAUUCUCCUAUUGGUGUAAUGUUUUUAGUAGCUGCUAAAGUUGUAGAAAUGGAUGAUCCCGAGAAAACCUUUCAACAAUUAGCCUAUUAUUUCCUUACUGUCAUGGCUGGUUUAACUAUUCAUGGCUUUGUAUCCCUACCUCUUGUUUAUUUUCUGUUUGUGAGGAAAAAUCCAUUUAAAUUUAUUUAUGGUGUUCUACAAGCUAUUGUUACAGCUAUAGGUACUUCAUCCAGUUCAGCAACUUUACCUGUAACACUGAAGUGUCUAGAAGAAAAUAAUGGUGUUGAUCCCCGUGUAUGUAAAUUUGUAGCUCCGGUUGGUGCCACAAUUAAUAUGGACGGAACAGCGUUAUACGAAGCUGUGGCUGUGAUAUUUAUUGGUCAGGUCAGAAAUUUGGACUUGGGUAUUGGAAAUGUAAUAACAGUUAGCAUAACUGCUACUGCUGCGGCUAUAGGAGCUGCUGGUGUACCACAAGCGGGUCUCGUUACUAUGGUUAUUGUACUCACAGCCGUUGGUUUUCCUACUGAAGAUAUCACACUCAUCCUCGCCAUUGAUUGGUUACUUGAUCGGUUCAGAACAGCCAUCAAUGUUUUGGGGGAUGCGUUUGGUGCUGGAAUAGUAGCUCAUCUCUCGAAAAAAGAUCUGGAAAAAAUGGACGCUUCAGAUGAGAGUCUGAGGAAAGAAAAUGGAGAAACCAAUGGCGUUAUUACGCACGCACAUGAGAAUGGCUCUUUUGGUCUGGAUGAUACGAAGAUGUAAAUCUGGAUUAAUAUUGAUUUAAAACUGCGGGUAUGGGAUCACGUUUCACAAUUUGAGUUUGUACAUUCAGAUUAAUUCUCUCUUAUUAUUAAGAUAGUCAUACCUGUUCAUUUAAUUAAUACACAUAGAAUUCCAA
Molecule: messenger RNA, 2275 nt
Organism: Patella vulgata (common limpet)
Lineage: Eukaryota; Metazoa; Mollusca; Gastropoda; Patellidae
Product: excitatory amino acid transporter 1
Exons: 10
Coding region: 568-2139 (523 amino acids)
Biological process (GO): L-glutamate transmembrane transport
Cellular component (GO): plasma membrane
Molecular function (GO): neutral L-amino acid transmembrane transporter activity; L-glutamate transmembrane transporter activity; glutamate:sodium symporter activity
Source: RefSeq, a predicted model, not a curated record